GGUUAAUAAUAUUUUAUAAUUCCUUUAUUUGCGUUAAUAUGAUAUUUCGUUAAUAUAUAUAAUAUGUACUGAUUGACCAAUAAAUAUAAGAAUGACUGACAAAACUGUGUAUAUUUAUGCCUCACAAUGUAUAUUUGUGUGUGCAAUUACAUAUGGCUAUCAAGGUAUACAUUUAGAGAAUGCGCAUAAAUGGAUAGCUAUUGUUGCGCGUUACGUCGUCUAUAUGCUGAUAAUAAAGGGUUCCCGGGAAGCUUGUGCGUUAGGUUAUUCUAUACUACAGGCUCAAGAAACAUUGAAUAUAGAGGAUAUUAUCAAACACAGCAAGAAAUAUGGAUUUAUAUUCAUAGCAUCGGUAGUUAUUUUGUUGUAUAACAAACAAAGGAUCCUUGAUGAGGACUUCCUGUUAUGGUUUAUAGCUUAUUUGGUCACUAAAUAUCCAGAAGUGGAGUCUAAUUUGGUGAACAUAAAUUACGGCGUAGGUAUGGCGUGUAGUUAUUUCGAAGGAUACUUAGUACACGUGAUACCAAGCGAUGGGGCAAAAUUCGUGGGUUUUGAAGAGAACAUGGAUAAAUACGCCGCUAAACAAGGCAUUAUUUUCCCUGUGAAGAGAUUGUUUAUUAUAAUAACGAAAUCUAUGUACUGUCCGCCUGAUUUGAAGCAUUUUAAUAAAGCUAACAGAGAAGAUCUGCCAUAUCUAGAAGCCUGUCAGGUUAGUGAUGAGUCUUUAGAAGAGAUAGAGAAGGACAUAGCGGGCGUGAAAAACCGUACGUACCGAAACUCCGCAUACAAGAUAUACCGUCCUGGUAAACCGCCCGUGUAUCUAUCCGCGGAGUGCGCCACGCCGCUGCACACGCUGCACCGCGUGCUGCAGAAGACAGCGUUAUACGAAGAUUUAGCAAAGGUGAACGUACCCGAAGUGGUGUCAGACUUCUGCCGCACGCUGGGCGCUGUCAUCUCCAAGAGCCCCGAGUGCAGGGACAAAUGCGAACUCGUGUAUUACGACGAUAUGGACCCCAAAGCAAACUUAGCGAGCAUUUUAUUAGACAAGAUACGAGACUUGGAGCCUAACUUCGAUAACUUAAAGAAAGAGUAACAAGACUAGUUCUCAUUACUGAUUAACAUCUAACAUGUUAUCUAACUUUGUCAUUUUUAUGUGUAAGUUAAGUAAUGCGAACUCACGGGUAUGAAAAUAAUUAAAACAAUAACCAUAUUGUGUAAUAUAAAUUCCUCUUAAGUAUAGUUUUAUAAAAAAAAUAAUUGAUAAGAGAAGACAUGUUUUUUAAUUAGAUUUAUAUCAGCGCUAAGCAUUUUUAAGCAUUUUACCAAAACGUGACGUUUUUUCUAUUUUUUUAUUUUGUUUUAAUUUCUUAUGUUAUACUUACUGUACUUUAUAUAGUUUAAGAGAUUUUUAGAAAAGGUGUAAUAACAAAUUGGCCACCAAAUUAUUAUAAAUAGCUUUUGGCCGCGACUCCGUAGGCGUGAAAUUAAAAAAUAAUAAUAAAGAAAUGAAAAUACAUAGCCUCCGUAGGCGUGAAAUUAAAAAAUAAUAAUAAAGAAAUGAAAAUACAUAGCCUAUGUCACUCACUGACAAUUAACCUUUGUCCAAUUAACCUAACGGUGAUAGAAUUUUUUAAAUCGGCCCAGUAGGUUUUGAGCCUAUCCAUUACAAUCAGACAAACAAAUCUUUCCUCUUUAUAAUAUUAGUAUAGAUUACGCGAUUCAAAAUUAUUCAACUGUGAUUCUGAUAUUUUUCGAGAUUAAUCUUUAGUGUUAUCAUAUUAUUCAUUUCUCCUGGAACCUACAGGCGUAAUUACGUUUAAAUCUAACCAAUUUGUUUAAAAUUAAGUACAAAGUGAAAACUAGUCUUAUCUAUGCUAGCUGAUGUCGGCUUCAUCCGCAUGUUAUUAUAAAAAAAAUAUAUUUUAUUAAUUACUUUCCGUUCAUUUGCAGUGGUCAAAUGACAACAAAGGCCUUUGCUAUUGGCUAACAAUUACUGUUGCCAUGGUAACCUUGUUUCUUUAAUAUUGACUUGUAGUUUUUGUCCCCUUCUGACAUAAAAUAUGCUGAGAUUACAUUCUACAUAGCAAAGUGUGUGUUUCCGGUUUAUUUUAUUAGUACAGAUAGAUUAUAUUGUAAUUACUAAGUGUGGAUUAUGUUUUCAGGUUUCGCCCUUAAAACAUAUUUUAAAAUUAUUUAAAAAGUACAUUCUGAAAUAAGAAGGGGGUAAAUUCAAACUUUUAUUAUAAGAAUUAUUAAUAAGUGUGAGUUGGUGCUGUUUGUAAUGCCUAGUAUAUAUUGAAGUAUACAUAGUACACAUUUUGAUACAAUUUUAUUCCGUUUUUGUAUGUAAGUUUUUUUAAUGUACGGCCAAUAAGACAAAUGGUAUUUUGAUGUUACUGUACAAAAUGGCCGUACUCAGAGUAGUUUAGUGGACACUAGUCCCUUGAUCCCUUCAGUAUAAGAAAUCGUUAAACGACUAAGUACGGCAGUGUUUGUACAUUUUUAUGUUGUAGUUAUAAUUCAAAAUUGUUAAUUCAGGUACAAUUUCUUAAAGCUCUUUACUUGUACUGUUUACCAAUUAUAAUAGAUUUAGGUUUUAACAAAUUUAUAUAACAUACUUUAAUGACAACUGUUUCGUUAUGUACUUACAAAGUACAUUUAUAUUUGUUUUGCUACGAUUCUGUUUUUUUUUUUUGGUAGUAAUCUUGGAAUCAGAUUUAAUAAUU
This is a messenger RNA of Papilio polytes (common Mormon), 2726 nucleotides long. Its product is annotated as stimulator of interferon genes protein-like. The transcript is spliced from 8 exons. Gene Ontology annotation, biological process: reticulophagy; autophagosome assembly; activation of innate immune response. The coding region runs from base 92 to 1093 and encodes 333 amino acids. Gene Ontology annotation, molecular function: 2',3'-cyclic GMP-AMP binding; cyclic-di-GMP binding. The record is from RefSeq and is a predicted model, not a curated record. NCBI's taxonomy places the organism in Eukaryota, Metazoa, Arthropoda, Insecta, Lepidoptera, Papilionidae. Gene Ontology annotation, cellular component: autophagosome; endoplasmic reticulum membrane.